UAAUUUUGUUCGCCUGGGUGAGCACAACAUCGAGACAUCUCCUGAUUGCCAAUAUGACCACGCAGCAAAAAGUACCUUUUGUGCAGACAAGGCCAUUGAUUACACGGUGGAAAUGGAAAUCGUCCAUGAAGACUACAAUCCCCGCAAUGUUACCAAUGACGUUCUGCUUAUCCGGCUCUCGACUGACGUUGUUUAUACAGAUUUCAUCAAACCUCUGUGUUUACCCGAAAUUGAAGAGGUCCUGCCAUUCCCUGAAGUUGGUGCGCUUCUUACCGUAGUAGGAUGGGGAAGAUCUCGGGAAGGCUCCAAAAUGAGUCAAGAUCUAUUUGCCGAUGAAGAGGACAAUGUAGAUUUAUUUGACACUACCGAGGAUGCUGUCGAAUUUAGUGGAAUAAGUGGAAGUGGUACUUCGUCGUCGCCAGGUAGCCAGCAGUUACUUCAAACACCUGCUCCUACUCCAGCACCUGCUCCAGAACCAACCUCCUCCUCAAAACGUCAGUAUCCCUGCACUGUUUGUAAGAAGGUGCUCAAAACACUAAAAGGUUUCCAGGGGCACAUUGCUCGUCAUAGACCACUGAACCAGAGACCAGUACAACACGAGCAUCGACAGUCAAAGCAGUUCCACCAUCUAGUAAGGCACAGGCGGAAAAGCUUUAUAAUUGUACCGAGUGUAAGUCAAAAUUAAAAACCAAAAGUGGGUUUGUGAGGCAUUGUGCUGCCCAUAAAAUGAAAAAUGCUUUGAAACUUAGGCCAGCCCCUUCUGAAUUUCUUUUGAGCUACCUUCCUGAUAUUAUCAAGAAAAUAAUUUUGGCUUUUAAGGCUGAGCCAAGUGGUGGAAGCUCAAAAGCCUUGUUUC
Thrips palmi is the source of this 856-nucleotide messenger RNA. RefSeq names its product melanization protease 1-like. The record is from RefSeq and is a predicted model, not a curated record. NCBI's taxonomy places the organism in Eukaryota, Metazoa, Arthropoda, Insecta, Thysanoptera, Thripidae. Gene Ontology annotation, molecular function: serine-type endopeptidase activity. Gene Ontology annotation, biological process: proteolysis.